AUGCCUCUGCACCGUCGCAACAGCGACACAACGUCCAUUAGCGAGGCGAUCCAUACCGAGUCCUGCAACAUGUCCUGUGCCGCGAGAGGAGAAGAAGCACAAUACGACAUAUAUCCGAAGGGGAGCUUGUCUGGGGCAGAACAAGAAGAGGUGGAGAGAAUGCUCCGAGCACAGUCUCAAGAAGUGUCUGAGAAGCGACACCCGAUCUCCGGCAUCCUCUCGUGGACGACUCGCCUGAGGAGAGACUCGGCCAAUGUCCUGCGAAAGAGUCCAGAGUUCAACAGACACCAACCCACCGCACGUUUUAUGCAACCAGAGCCUCACGCGUUCUUCGAAACCACGCGCACAGAAAACACCGCCCAGCACACCCAGCAAGCCUCUUCCCAGCAUGGAGUUCGGCAACACAACAGCGCAGUCAAUCUGCUGCCACCAGACAAUGUUGGCGCAGAGACGGCAAGCGCAGCUGAGCAACAGCUCUUGACCCAUGCUUUGGCGCGCUUGGCUCCCGCAGACUUAUUCUCGGUCUCGCUCGUUUCGAAGCGCUUUCACGACCUGGUUACUGGCCCGCACGCAUGGCGAACCGCAUUUGCACACUUCUUUCCUGGCCCGCACUCGAUUGAUGCACAUCUGCGUGACGAUGAUAGCGAAGCACAGGUCAUCAUCCGCUCGGAACGCCGUGCUUUCACGCGUCUGACGGCUCUGGCUUCCUGGCGCAGCGAAUACAUCAUGCGAACAAGGCUUCUGCGAUCUCUAUCCCGCGGCAAGCCUGUCCAGGCUAUAGCAGCAUCCCAUUCAUCUCGCGGAAGCACCGUUGCACCCAUUAUAAUGUACAAUUCACAGCAAUUCACCACCAUCAACCAUCUUCAUGGAAAUUUUGCGACAGGUCCGGGAAACCGCACUCCACGUUUCAUACACGGUGCCGAUCAUUCAGGAACUUGCACCACCAGCGACCCAACAGCUGUCAAGGUGGAUAGCUGGGGACUUUCUGAUCCUCAAUUUUUCCUGCAAUUCACUGAUCGCUUCCCCGGCGAUGCGCAGUAUGGUCUUGGUCCUGGUGAAGUGGUUGGCGUUCCCAACACCAUGGACGUCAGUCUGCCGUUUGGUAUGGUUGUAGGUGAAGGUUCUCCGGGAGGCAUGACAUAUUAUCGUUCGACGGAAGAAAUGCGAGGCCGGUUUCUUGCCUUCUCAUCAGCCAUGUCAGUGCCCGACCUUGGUAUUCCACGGAUCGCCUCGAGCCUUGAAGCUAUCACUUCUGUCUGGAUCGCAAAAUCCUCUGCCGUUCCUACGCUCUCUGACGGUAUCAUUGGCAUUCUUGCCGGCUCUUCUUUAGGAUUGAUUACCGCCUACAGCCUCGGAUCCACGAGCGGCAACAGCAACAAGAACCGCGAUCAACGUUUCGGACGUGGAGAGUUGACUGCUCGAUGGGUGUUGAGCCCUGGCGUACCUAUCAUCGGCAUUACCGUCGACAACGAGUACAAUCCUGCACGUCACGCGCAGAAUCGUAUCUGGGCUGUGGCGCUGAACGCCCUGGGCGAAGUAUUCUACCUCACGAAAUUUCCGAAGCGGCCGCACGUCGAAAGAGGCACACGGCUUGACGACGAGUCGCUCGAGCGGACAGCAUGGCUCACCGGUCGCACUGUGUACUGGAAUUCCGUCGAGCCAAGCCGACGAGUGGCCAAGUUCGAUCCGUAUGCUGAUGCCAGCGUCGACGGCAGCUAUUCGCCACGCACGUCUUGGAAUGGAUUGUGCCUUAGCAAGCUGCAAAUAGAAGCGGAAACCCGCGAGAUCGAAGCAUUCGCGGCGCGGAAGCCACAUGAAUUCCAACGCCUCUGCAUGGGCUGGGACAUGCGUCGCAGGCUUGAAGUCGACUUUGCUGGCGAUGAUGGAAACCAUGCAGGUGAGAAUGUGGUCGUCUUCGAGUGCGGUCAAAGUGAGGACACGAAUGCGAGCGUCAAGCGGUUCAGCCGGUGCAGAUUCCAGGAGUUCGUCUCGCGCGACGUGACUUCCACGCCACCUUUGACUAGUGCCAGCACAGAGGCUUCGGGCUCGCCGUCAGUCUUUGGUGGUGCGCCAUCUCCCACUCUUUCACCGUCACAGACCUUUCCGUUCGAUCGUCUCGAGGAUUCUCUCGGUCACGACGACUUCGCCGGCUCAGUUACACCACGGCCAAUGACUGAGGAAUGGCGGACAUCAUCAUUCUCCCUACAUGGCCUCAAACACGUGCAAAUUCUGGCUACUGCCAUCGAUUUAUCGACCUUUGCUACUCAGACCACGUCGGAGGAUCCUCUGCUUGGCUUCUCGGGCAAGUCCACAGCUUCGUCUCCAUCCCUGACUCCAAUGUCUGCUACCGAGGUUGUUGCCACUUCUGCAGACGUUCCUGGCCAGCGGGCUCGACUUUUUGCUGCUGGCACAAAACUUGGCACGGUACUGGUUUGGGAUGUACGCGCACCUGUCUCGCGCUCUGUUGACGCUGUGAACACUAUCGAGCCAGUGCGCAUCAUCCAUACCGAUUCUCCUGAGAUCUCGAGUCUCGCUUUGUCGGCACUCUACCUAGUCCAUGGUGGUAAUGAUGGUCUUGUGCAGGCUUGGGAUCCCCUUGCUUCUAACACACAGCCAAUUCGCACAUUGAACUCGCGCUUCUCAUCGCGUGCUCGUCAACGACUCCGGCAAGCACAGGCAUCUCCUCAAGGCGUGGGUAUCAACAUGUUCGCUGCUGGAGCGAUAUGUCUAGACCCAGACCCGACUGUGCUGCGAGGCAUGGUCUCGCUUGGAGCACAGCUCCGCUACUGGUCUUAUAGCUCAACCGCUGCCGAUCAAUAUAGGUCAAGCAAGCGCCGACUGCGUCGGUUCGAACGCGGCAGUAACAAUGGCGGCGAACGUUUUUCUGGCGCAGUACGCAGCAAUUUGAAAGGCUACAUCGAGAGUGAACAGUACGAGCUAGCACGAGAGAAGGAACAGCGCAAGAAAGACAAUCAGCGACUUGCAGGUCGUUUCGGCACAGAUUUGAUGGACGGCAGCGAGGAGGAGAUGAUUGCGUACGCUGCAAUGCUCAGUCAAGAGAGUUAUGAGCAAGAUACCAAGCGGCGAUCAUCUGACAACAGCACUGCUAAUAGCACGGCUGCUAGCAGCACUGAUCACAGCAUGUGGUCCACAGUUGAGCCGACGCCAGCACAAAGCCCGUCACCGCACAUGUCGUCCCCCAAGACCGACGAGGAGCUUGACGCAGACAUUGCAGAAGCGAUUCGGCAGAGUCUGGGCACUUCACCUGGCGCUGGCUACGACAUUCCGAUUCGGCAUGCGAAGCCUAAGGGCAGGAAGCCUGGCUCGACCAAGGCGUCUCCGAAGCCGUCACCCCAGCUGGCAGGAUCGAGUCAUGCGGCUGAGAUGAACGAUCUGGACUUUGCUAUCCAAUUGAGUCUGGCUGAGGAGCAGAGUAGGGCUGCGGAUACUGACGCAUUUCCUAGUCUGCCCGGGGGACAUGGCGGGAAAGGAGGAUUAGAUCGUGUCCAAACAUUGGAUAUGUGUUGUGGAAGUGAGGCACGCGACCUCCGUCCCUCGCGGAUGUUCGCGCCAAGGCUCACGCAAAUGCGGCUCCGCCCGAUGACGACGUUUCGAGCUUCGAAGGAGAGAAAGAACACAACAAAACCCUCCGACACGCCUGCAUCGCCACCACACGCCUCCAAUCCCGCGAAACAUCCACUGCAAAAUCACAGUUCACUUCUGCCUGACCUCGAAAGCUAUCGCUCAACAUCUAACACCGCACUGAUCGCGCCGGACGACGGCUGACUUGGUCUCCACCACGAAACAGAGCUAAUCUCCUGGCCUCAAAGCCACCGCCCGACCAUAGCGCCAGCGUGACCGCAUUGCCAUCAUAAGACCCCCGAGCUCGCCGACAUCAUGGAGGCUGCCGCAUUGAGGCAGCAGCCCACGAUGGACACCAACAUGGAGGAUGCAGGCAAAGUCGAGCACAGCCUAGGCGCCCCUGUCGACCCACCGUCAAUACCGUGUCUCGAUGGCUGGAUUGAGUCUCUCAUGCAAUGCAAACAGCUCGCCGAGGACGACGUACGGAGACUGUGCGAAAAGGCGCGCGAAGUGCUGCAAGACGAAAGCAAUGUCCAGCCUGUGAAAUGUCCUGUCACCGUCUGUGGUGACAUUCACGGCCAGUUCCACGACCUCAUGGAGCUGUUCAAGAUUGGAGGGCCCAACCCAGACACAAACUACCUGUUCAUGGGCGAUUACGUCGAUCGUGGAUACUUCUCCGUCGAGACCGUGACUCUCCUCGUCGCGCUCAAGAUCCGCUACCCACAACGCAUCACCAUCCUGCGCGGCAACCACGAGAGUCGACAAAUUACGCAAGUGUACGGCUUCUACGACGAGUGUCUGCGCAAGUACGGCAACGCAAAUGUGUGGAAGUUCUUCACCGACCUUUUCGACUACCUGCCACUCACAGCCUUGAUCGACAACCAGAUCUUCUGUCUGCACGGAGGUCUGUCCCCCAGCAUCGACACGCUCGACAACAUCCGCGCUCUCGACCGCAUUCAAGAAGUGCCACACGAGGGACCAAUGUGCGAUCUCUUGUGGUCUGACCCAGACGACAGAUGUGGAUGGGGAAUCAGUCCGAGAGGAGCAGGAUACACGUUUGGACAGGACAUCAGCGAGGCAUUUAAUCAUAACAACGGCUUGACGCUGGUUGCUAGGGCUCAUCAGCUGGUCAUGGAGGGCUACAACUGGAGUCAGGAUAGGAAUGUGGUUACGAUAUUCUCAGCACCUAAUUACUGCUACCGCUGCGGUAACCAAGCAGCUAUCAUGGAGAUUGACGAGCAUCUCAAGUACACCUUGUAAGUCUUGCUGACACCGCCUAAUUCUAGCGCCCGCUAACGUUUACCUCUUUUCCCCAGCCUUCAAUUCGAUCCUUGCCCACGCGCC
Pseudocercospora fijiensis CIRAD86 is the source of this 4926-nucleotide messenger RNA. RefSeq lists its product as uncharacterized. The record is from RefSeq and is a predicted model, not a curated record. Lineage: Eukaryota; Fungi; Ascomycota; Dothideomycetes; Mycosphaerellales; Mycosphaerellaceae. Gene Ontology annotation, cellular component: proteasome regulatory particle, base subcomplex; cytosol; nucleus. The coding region runs from base 1 to 3786 and encodes 1261 amino acids. Gene Ontology annotation, biological process: proteasome-mediated ubiquitin-dependent protein catabolic process. The transcript has 5 exons. Gene Ontology annotation, molecular function: polyubiquitin modification-dependent protein binding.